This is a messenger RNA of Clarias gariepinus (North African catfish), 1292 nucleotides long. RefSeq names its product nuclear factor 7, ovary-like. The transcript is spliced from 9 exons. Gene Ontology annotation, molecular function: protein binding. The record is from RefSeq and is a predicted model, not a curated record. Lineage: Eukaryota; Metazoa; Chordata; Actinopteri; Siluriformes; Clariidae. The coding region runs from base 35 to 937 and encodes 300 amino acids.
AAAAUGACAAAGUGGGCAAUGACGUUACAAUCAGAUGUUCAGUUGUGUUUUUUACCCAACUAAAGAAAUGAAUGGUAGUUGCCCAAACCACAUCCAUGAAGAUGAUGAUGAUGAGGAGGAGAAGAAGGAGGAGGGUGGAAAUUCUCAAAAUGACAAUUCCCGACAGGCGGCUCGAGUACAAAAUACAGAAGACACGGUGACUCUGCAGAGGAGGACUCUGACUGUGACACUCUCGGUCGGCAUGGUCAUUAUUCUCGCUCUCCUCGGUGGAGUCAUUAUCACUGCUUACAGACUAAGGGAAGUGACUGAUCAGCUCGACACAGGUGUGUCGGAUGGUUCUAAUGAGUUGUCUAGGCUGUCAACUAAAGAAGGCCUUGUUCCAGGGGAAGUGUGGAGAUGGAUCGUAGCAGCUAAAGCUGAUAUGACUCUAAACCCCCAAUCAGCUCACAAUCUUCUCAAAGUGAGUGCUGAUGGCAAAAGUCUCUACCAAGAAUCCUCAAGCAGUCCAACUCGUGCCCUAACAGCAGAGACUUAUCAGGUGUGUAUCUGUGUUUCAUCUGAUAACCUGUUGGACACCAGGUCUUAUUUUGAACUUAAGGUGGCGCAGAAGGUACCCUGGACCAUAGGGCUGCGUACCGAGUCUUUCAAUGCAGAUAACACUCCGGAUACCAAUCCUGAUGCUGGCAUCUGGACCAUUGCCUCAGCACAGGAUAAGAUAAUAAUCAAUGAUGGUAAAGCCACUCCGCUAAUGGUUAUCAGGCUGGCAAAGCUUGGUCUGUAUUUAGACUACGCACGAGGUCAAGUGUCCUUCUACGAUGCGGUGGCUAAACGCCACUUACACUCUUAUCUUACCACCUUUAAAGAAAAACUUCGUUUCUAUGCAGCUUUUCAAAUUGGGAUUGAAGAGACCCAGGAGGUGUUGCUUUCAUUUCUCUAGUGUUAAUAUUUGAGCAGGUUACCUAGAUUAAAAAUGAAAGUUGUCUUAUUGUCUUAUUAUCCUAACAUUUUUUUAUUUAUUUUGAACUCCUGUUAAAAUAUUUUUUAUGAAUGUUAUAAUGAUGAAUAAAACGUUGCAAGAAACAAUUUAAAUCUGAGACACAAAUAAAUAAUAAAUGUGAAUAUAUGACUUUAUUGGGUUUCUAGAGGUGUGUACAUUAUCCCUCAAAUUCGGAAAUGACUUUUGUAUAGGUACAAUAAACAACGAUAUGGUCUUACCUGUGCUCUAGCAUGGGAAUGUAUUUGAAGACAAAGACACUGAUUGAAGGUAGUUAUUCAUACACAUCACUGAGACG